Molecule: messenger RNA, 1713 nt
Organism: Sesamum indicum (sesame)
Lineage: Eukaryota; Viridiplantae; Streptophyta; Magnoliopsida; Lamiales; Pedaliaceae
Product: protein NODULATION SIGNALING PATHWAY 2
Source: RefSeq, a predicted model, not a curated record
AUGCCCCAAUUCGGCCUAGCUGCAAAUGCUGUCUGCCCUUUUGAGGUCCUUAUAUAUCGAGCCCGACGUAUAUUCAUGUCAUCCCUUGGCUUCAAAUUGAAAAGUUUCCAAAAGAUGAGUCUUUGUGAGAUCUAUCAACCCUCAAUGAUACUGUUCAACAAUGUUAAUCCAUUUUCCAAUGAUGCUGCAGCUGAAGAGACAUUGUCUCCUUUGUUUUCCUUUACAGAGAACUCCCCUGAAAUCUCAUCCUCCAUGAAAUAUCUUGAAACUAUCUUCUAUGAUGAGUGCAUGGAAUUUCCUGUCCAUGGUGAUGAAUUACAUGCCAGUUCUGCAAUACAUGAUAUUUCUGCGGCAGAUGAUUCUUUUAUGGAUGUUGAUGAGUUUGAUUACAUUUUCAAUGCUGCUGAUGUCAAUAGCAUCCCACAACCUGUAAAUGAAACUGCAGAGAGUGGAGUAAGUUAUUGUUCUCAGCAGUUUCCAAGUGAUGAUGGAUUCUGUUCAUGGAAUCAUGAUCGUUCCAUGGAAGUAUGUGAAACAUUCAUGGACAAGACAAACAUGCAUCCACCCCCAGUUCUUCCCUCUGAAGGCAUGGAAGCAGGCAACCAACUCUGCCUAAUCCAUCUCCUCUUGGCUUAUGCUGAAGCGAUGGAUAAUCAAGAAACUGAGCUAGCAGAAGUGAUUUCUAGACACAUAAUCCAGAAAGUGAAUCCGGUUGGUGGAACAACAGAACGUGUCUUGUACUACAUGUUCCAACACCUGAACAAGCAACCAGAUUACCUUGAACAAGAGUCGUCCAAGAACUUCUAUCCAGCCUUCAUGGCAUUCUACCAGAUGUUCCCUUAUGGGAAGUUUGCUCAUCUCGUGGCCAUUUUGGCCAUCCUAGAAGCCAUGCCUUGGGAUGCUGAGAUCAUACACUUAAUUGAUUUCGACAUUGGAGAAGGGGUUCAAUGGGCACCCUUUAUGGAGGCCAUCAAAUAUCAACAUAAGGAAAUAAGAUUAACGUCGGUGAAGCUCAAUGAAGAAGAUGAAACUAACCCCUCCAGAUGGGGAUUUGAGGAGACAAAGAGGAGAUUAUGUGAUCAUGCAGAUUCAUAUGGCCUAAAAAUGGAAGUACAGGAAGUGGGAUUGCAAGACUUAGAAAGUAUGAUGAAGAACAUGAAGGAAGGAGAGUAUGGGAGGAAAUCAUGGUAUGCAUUCAAUUGCCAUGUGGGGCUUCCACAUAUGGCAAGAAUUAGGAAUAGAAAUGAUGUUUUGGAGUUUCUAAGUGUGGCCAACAAUUCACUACACCAUGUCAAGGGCAUCAUAACCUACGGUGAUGGAGAUGCAUGGCACAACAUUUCAAGUUCUUGUAGUUACACUACAUUCUUGGACAACAAUUUUACGCAUUAUCAAGCCUUGUUAGAGUCCAUGGAGUCCAAUUUUCCGGCCCACCUCGGAGAAGCAAGAAUUGCCUUAGAAAGUUUGUUUGUGGCACCGUUAGUUCGUUGGGGCACGUGGGAUCGAAAAUGGGAGGAGAAGAAGCAAUGUGGUGAAUUUGAGGUUGGAGUAGGGUUGAAGGGGUGGAAAUUUAGUGAAGCAAGUGUGGUGGAGGCCAAAGAAAUGGUGAAGAGUGAAUAUGGGGUGAGGAUUGGAUUUGGAGGUGAGAAGAAGAAUGAAAUGGUGAUGGAGUGGAAUGGUAUUCCAAUGGUGAGAGUUUGUUGUUGGAUUAGUUAA